Molecule: messenger RNA, 1281 nt
Organism: Phanerochaete carnosa HHB-10118-sp
Lineage: Eukaryota; Fungi; Basidiomycota; Agaricomycetes; Polyporales; Phanerochaetaceae
Exons: 6
Coding region: 210-848 (212 amino acids)
Source: RefSeq, a predicted model, not a curated record
GGCAACCUUUAAACCCUUGACCUUAUAUUACACACCUUGCUUCCAUACGCUCACCUUCCCCUCUUCUGCCUGCACGCACGCUCUCGCCCACACUCUUUAGUCCUGUCCUGCUCCUCAAGUGAUAGCGCGGUCACGUCGCUGCCUGCCCCCAAAGCCUCAAGACCCGACCUUGCUUGUCCCUGAACAUCCUAUUGUCCUGUUCUGAGCCCAUGGACUACCUCGCGGUUCCAACUGACGAGAGGGCUACCACCCCUACUGCAAGCAUAGACUCCGCAGAGACUAUCUCGAGCAUUCCCUCGACGAGCGGCCUGGAUGCCGCUCUCGCUGCGGCCAGUCAGCGCGCUCUAAGCUAUGAGAUGCAGAUCAAAGACCUGGAGGGAAAGCUCGCUGAAGACCUGAGUAACUCCAGAGCGAUAGAUAACCUCCUUCGCGAAGUCGUCCAAGGACUCCAGCAAACCCAAAAACGCUCGUCCACGGCACUCACGUCCACCGUUCCAUAUAUUGACCGCACGCUUCAGGAGGACCUCGAGACGCUGCACGACCUUGGCAACGCGCUGCCAGAGAUUGGCAUGCAAGUCAAACAUAUUCGGCAGGUCUAUGACCACGGACGUGACAAGGCUCAAGAGCUUGUGGACAGCUUGGAGUGGCUGAACACUCCAAUACCGCUCCGCCUACGCACCAUCAUUUUCACCUCGAAUGCCCCGGUCAGUGCCCGGUGGAAGGUCCUUAUUCGCUUCUUGUUCACUCUGGCAUUCCUCAUGUGCAUGUGGAUUGCAUGGAUAACGUUGCGCGGUGCCGUGCGGGCGCAUCGCCAACGUCUCGUCUGGGGCGAGCGACUCAUGAGUUAACUCCCCUACGGAAUCACGGAUUCCUAUUCUCUCAUCGUUUCCCCCGCAUUUCCGACAUUACUUUCCUUCUAGUUCAUAUCCCCGUGAGUUCUAAUGCCCUGCUUUUUCCGCAAGCAUAUCUCGUUCAUCUCUUACCCACGUGCGGUAAUAUCCCGCAUCAUUCUUUCUCUUUAUUGCUCCUUCACAAUCAGCAUAGUCUCCAUCUCGCAAGUCCCUCGGACAUUCACGACAUGGCUGUAACAUUAUUGUUGUAAAUAUAUGCAUAGAUGGCUCCCUGACAACUUCUGUUACGACAUAGGAAACGCGCGCGGGCGGAAGCUUCUGGUGGCUGAUUCAUGCUCUAGCCCCGCAACCGCAUGGACAAGCAGCUUACGGAUGCUACGACGAGAGCACUAUUUGAAGUCCGGCCGUUUCUUGGCGGCUGGCGGCUCAG